Messenger RNA from Ceratotherium simum simum (southern white rhinoceros), 2304 nucleotides. It is a transcript of the gene SPATC1, whose product is annotated as spermatogenesis and centriole associated 1. NCBI's taxonomy places the organism in Eukaryota, Metazoa, Chordata, Mammalia, Perissodactyla, Rhinocerotidae. Gene Ontology annotation, cellular component: centrosome. The record is from RefSeq and is a predicted model, not a curated record.
GCCUAGAGGGCAGCAAUUAGCUUGCCAUGGAUGAGAGGAAGCUUCACAGAGGAGGCAUCUCGAGAACGAAGUUGGCCAAACAGAGAAGGGACCAGUACAUUCCAGGCCAAGGCAGGGCCUAUGCAGAGGCCUGGAGGCAUGGAGAGCUGAGCCUGUUAGAGCAGAGAGGGCAAGGAGGAGGGCACAGCCUCUGACCUCACAAUACUCAGGGCCCACCAGGCCAGCCUUGCUAUUUGCAAACUCUGGCGCCCUCCUCCAGCCCGGGCAAGGCCCGGGGCCCUGGGCAGCCUCCAGGUGCAGUGCCCGCCCGUGGGCUGCACCCUUCCCGCUGCCCUGGGGCAUGUCUUUACUCACCAAUUAUGAAGGGCUUCGGCAUCAGAUCGAGAGGCUGGUGCGGGAAAACGAGGAACUGAAGAAGCUGGUGCGGCUUAUUCGGGAGAAUCAUGAGCUCAAGUCGGCGAUCAAGACGCAGGCGGGUGGCCUGGGCAUCAGCGGGUUCACCAGCGGGGUUGGCGAGGCAGCGGCUGGCUCUUCCCAACGCCAGGGUGUCUUCCUGUCCCCGUCCCCGGCAGCAGCAAACGAACCUGUCCUGGAAGAAGUGGGGAUAGUGGCUCUGGCACCCCUGGCCGACAUGCUAAACAGUCCACAGCCUAGCUCCGCAUCUGGACCCAUCGUGAGCCCCCUGAUGGGCCCUCUCAACACACUGCUGCCUGGCCCAGGGCCCACGUCCCAGAGCAGCCCACUCACCAGCCUUCUGACCGGCCCCCUGAGCAGCCACCUGGCCAGCCCCAGGGCAGUGUCCCAGGCGGGCACACUGGCCAGCUCCCUGGGCCUGCCUUCCACUGGCCCCCUGACUCCAAGCAACCAUCUGGCCAGCCCCGUGGCGGUGUCCCAGGUGGGCACACUGGCCAGCUCCUUGGGCCUGCCUUCCACUGGCCCCCUGACUCCAAGCAGCCCCCUGAUGGCCCCUAUGACAGGCACGGUGGACGUCUCUCUGAGCAGCCCCCUGCUCACCUCCACGGCGGCCCCUCUAGGUGUGUCUCAAAACCUUCUGGCCAACCCCAUUAGCAAUGGGGUGCUGUCAGAGGCUCCAAGGGUGCGGCUGGCAGAGCCGCUCCAAGGAUGCCCCUCUGGACCCCAUCCCUCAGCCGGCACGGGGCCUGCUGCCACCUCCAAAGUCCCACUCUCCACUGAGCACCCCUGGCCAACCCAGGACCCAGAGCCCCUCAGUGUGACAUUUGUGGGUGUGCCCAUCCAGACCUCCACCCCCAUCGGUACCGGGGGCACUCCUGGCCCCAUGACGGCCUUCUCCUACAGCCCCUCAGAGGCCCAGACCCAGCCUGGUGCCCCUCAGGGACAAGCGGUUCCUGCCUCUGACUCCACCUCCCCAACUGCCCCCCCCACUGUCACAGGCCUCCUCUCUGCCCCCACUCCCGCCCCCCAAGCUGCCACCAACCACACCCCCUCGAGCACCACCCACAUUGCCCAGCCCAUCCCCCACUGCCCCUCCCGGGAGCACCACUCCCCUACCCAGCCCUCACCCACCCCCCACUCCCCUCCACGCAACCGCCACUCCCCACCUCGAACCUCAUCUUCCCCGGCUUCAGUCAACAACGCCCGGGGUCCACGUGUCACGGAAACAUCUCGGAAAAGCAUCCUGGAGUUGGAGCGGAAGCUGGCCCACCGAAAGGCCAGCAAGUUCCCUGACAGCUCCCGAGAUUCGAAGCAGCUGGCCUGGGAGAGGCUGGUGGGGGAGAUCGCCUUCCAGCUGGACCGCAGGAUCCUGUCCAGCAUCUUCCCCGAGCGUGUGCGCCUCUACGGCUUCACCGUCUCCAACAUUCCAGAGAAGAUCAUCCAGGCCUCCCUGAACCCCAGCAACCGCAAGCUAGAUGAGGAGCUGUGCCAGACGCUCACACAGCGCUACGUGAGCAUCAUGAACCGGCUGCAGAGCCUGGGCUACAAUGGGCGAGUGCACCCGGCACUGACUGAGCAGCUGGUGAACGCCUAUGGCAUCCUGCGCGAGCGGCCUGAGCUGGCUGUGUCUGAGGGCGGCUCCUACACAGUGGAUUUCCUGCAGCGCGUGCUGGUGGAGACUGUGCACCCCAGCAUGCUCACUGAUGCACUGCUGCUGCUCUCCUGCCUCAGCCAGUUGGCGCACGAUGACGGCAAGCCCAUGUUCAUCUGGUGACACCACCCAGUGCCUGCUGGCCCAGGCUCACUCUGCCCCAAACCCUGCAACUGCCAUUAAAGCUCCCCACAGACAUUGACCGCAGAGCCUGCACCAGAACUCCUGGGUGGUGCUGC